Exophiala spinifera is the source of this 3273-nucleotide messenger RNA. RefSeq lists its product as uncharacterized. The record is from RefSeq and is a predicted model, not a curated record. NCBI's taxonomy places the organism in Eukaryota, Fungi, Ascomycota, Eurotiomycetes, Chaetothyriales, Herpotrichiellaceae. Gene Ontology annotation, cellular component: membrane. The coding region runs from base 1 to 3273 and encodes 1090 amino acids. The transcript has 2 exons. Gene Ontology annotation, molecular function: ATP binding; ABC-type transporter activity; ATP hydrolysis activity.
AUGCUCCUUCAUGGCGGUUCACCGGUCCUACUCCUCCUUGGUCCGGUGUUAUUUGCUUCGGCCUACAAUAAUGACACCUCCUCGGCCUUGAUGCAGGAUCCAUUUUCCCAGCUAGUGCCAGACGGUUGCCCUCCAUGUCCUCGAUGCUUCGAUUGCCACUACGAUGAGUUCAAGUGUCUACAGUUUGCGAACUGCGGUAAUGUCAAUGGAAAAUGUGUAUGUCCACCUGGCUUUGGAGGAGAUGAUUGCGCAGAGCCGCUGUGUGGAUCUUUGGCAGACGGCAAAAACAGAUCACCACGGAAAGGAAGCGAAUGCGAAUGCAAAGAUGGCUGGGAGGGUAUCAAUUGCAACGUUUGCUCCUCCGACAAUGCCUGCAAUGCAAUGAUGCCUUUGGGUCAAGGUGGCGUUUGCUAUAAACAAGGUCUCGUCGUACACGAGAACUACCAAAUGUGCAAUGUCACCAACAAAGCUAUCCUGGAUCAGAUCCAUCCUAGGAUCCCGGCCGUUACCUUCUCAUGCAAUGCCGACGAAGAGACCUGCAAUUUCCAAUUUUGGGUGGACCAGAAGGAGUCAUUCUACUGCGCCCUGGACACCUGUAGUUGGGAGGCACACGACACAAAUGUUCGUAACACGACCAAGUAUACUUGUGAGAACAUCAAAUGCUCCUGCAUUGAAGAUCGCUUCCUGUGCGGUGAGGAUGGCUCCGUCAACAUCGAUGACUUUCUGGAGCAGGAAAUAAAAGGCCCUGCCUCAUUCUUCUCUCAACAUACAUAUGGCGGAAGCUCCAAGGACGGAAGUAGGUUCGAAGAACCGGCCAUGAACAACCUGAUUUCGAUGAUUUUUGGUGACGAGUAUAUCUCACUACAAUGUCGAGGUGGGGAAUGCCUGUACGAAACCGAAGUGCCAGGGUACGUUCGACCGAUCAAGGAGAUCAAUACGCCACUCAUUGCUGGCGUCAUCGCUGGCUGUGCCCUUCUCGUCUUAGCCAUCACGUUGAUAUCGUGGUACCUCUCUCGCAGGGCAGCCUACAAAAGGUGGGGCGCGAUUCGGCUCGGAGAGGAUGCGGAUGAUGAUGCCGCCAAGUCUAUGGUCAAUCACAUUCCGAUGGCUCUGCAGUUCGAGAAUGUGGCCUACAACCUGAAGGGCAAGGAGAUUCUUUCUGGUAUAUCGGGCAUUGCGCGACCUGGGCAGAUUACUGCCAUCAUGGGUGCAUCGGGAGCGGGCAAAUCUACCUUCCUUGAUAUUCUUGCUCGCAAGAACAAACGAGGACUCGUCGGUGGCAAUAUGUACGUCAACGGAGAAAAGAUCCUCGAUGCUGAGUAUCGUAAUGUAAUCGGCUAUGUUGAUCAGGAAGAUACCCUCCUGCCGACUCUGACGGUCCAUGAGACAAUCCUCACGAGUGCUCUCCUUCGAUUACCAGCCGACAUGGGGCUUAACAUCAAAGAGCAGCGUGUCGUCGAGGUGAUGCAGCAGCUUGGCAUUUAUCAUAUCAAGGAUCAGAUCAUUGGCUCAGAAGAAGGCACCGGGCGAGGCAUUUCUGGUGGCGAGAAACGUAGAGUUGGAAUUGCCUGUGAGCUGGUCACAAGCCCGAGUAUCCUUUUUCUGGACGAACCAACAAGUGGCCUUGAUGCAUUCAAUGCAUUCAACGUGGUUGAAUGUCUAGUCACGCUGGCGAAAACGUACAACCGAACUGUUAUCUUCACCAUCCACCAGCCACGUUCGAAUAUCGUUGCGCUGUUCGACCAGCUCAUUCUACUGGCAAAGGGCAGAACGGUCUAUUCUGGUCCAUUCUCCAGCUGUCAGGCGUACUUUGACCACAUUGGAUAUUCUUGCCCUCCGGGCUUCAACAUUGCUGAUUAUCUGGUUGAUCUGACAAUGCACGCCAGCAUACCACGCUCCCCAAUCUUUGAAGAUGUUGCAAGAGAAUUCCCCGAACGCGAUGGUAUAGGUACUGAGUCUAGCAGCACACGAGCUGUCAAGUCUAUCGCGAGUUUCUCCAACGUUAGCACGGAAAGCCCCCCAGACCCUCCACAAAGAAUCAAAACAAAGAGGCGCAUCUCUCUGAAACAGAAACAGGAUCGACAACUGUUCACUCGUAAGAGAGGGGGCGAAGAGACUCCGCCAACUCCGAAGACUGAUGACGAAGACAACGUCUUCAGUCGAGCAACCGGGAGCGUGCGAAGCUGGCUGCCUCUAUCCAAGAGAGAUGGCUCUAAUCCACCUCAGAUUAUAGAGGACCCCGACGAUCUUCCACCGGAUGCCAGUACCGACCUCGAUAUUCUCGUGUCGAGCUUCAGAGAUUCAAGUGUCGCCGAGGCCACUCACGACGAGAUUGCCGCUUCAAUACAAGCAGCUUCGUCUUCCAAUGGUCAUAACAAUGAAAAUGGUGUUGGUGAGCCUGUGACUGGGUCUAUUAAAGGAUUCCGGCGCGUCAGUCUACCACGACAAUUCCUCAUUCUCUCGAAACGUACAUGGCGAAAUCUUUACCGUAACCCUAUCCUUAUGUUGACACACUAUGCUGUGGCCAUCCUGCUCGCCGUCUUGUCUGGAUGGCUAUUUUAUGGAGUCAGUGACGAUAUUGGUGGCUUCCAGAAUCGACUAGGUCUUUUCUUCUUCCUGCUGGCUCUUUUCGGCUUCAGCACGCUUACAAGCUUGAACGUGUUCAGCUCUGAGAGGCUGAUCUUUGUCCGAGAACGAGCCAAUGGAUACUAUUCUCCUAUCACCUACUUCGCAGCCAAGGUCAUCUUUGAUAUCAUACCCCUGAGGCUGAUUCCCCCAAUUAUCAUGGGUGUCAUCAUCUAUCCAAUGUCUGGUCUUGUACCUAAAUGGGGAACUUUCUUUAUAUUUAUGUUGAUCCUGGUGCUGUUCAAUCUGGCGGCAGCAGCAAUAUGUCUCACAAUUGGCAUCGUCUUCAAGGAUCCCGCUGUGGCAAAUCUGAUUGGCAGCCUGGUAAUGCUCUUCAGCUUGUUAUUUGCAGGUCUGUUACUCAAUCUCAACCAUGAUUCUACUCAGAUGGCGACGCAAUGGUUGCAAAAUCUGUCAAUCUUUCACUACGGUUACGAAGCCCUCAUUGUGAACGAAGUGGCCAAAUUACGACUCAAAGAUCAUCGAUACGGCCUCGACAUUGAAGUCCCGGGGGCCAGCAUUCUCAGCGCUUUUGGUUUUGACAAUCUUGCCUUGUGGAAUGAUGUGAUUGGACUGGCAAUAUUUGCCAGUGUCUUCAUUGUCAUUGCUUACGGGGCCAUGCAUUUCUUGCUCGUGGAAAAGAGGUAG